This is a messenger RNA of Caenorhabditis auriculariae, 3059 nucleotides long. NCBI's taxonomy places the organism in Eukaryota, Metazoa, Nematoda, Chromadorea, Rhabditida, Rhabditidae. The record is from the annotation of a GenBank genome assembly.
AUGCACCGACACGUACGUUUCGCGUCCCGUUCGCGUUACCAAGGUCCGAGUAACUGAUGUUUUUCCUAGGUUCUCGCGAGUUUUGAAAGGUUUUUAAUGUGUAUUAAAUUAUAACGAACAAAUUUAAAUAAAAAGAAGACGAAAAAGUUUUUGAAAAAUAAAAUAUCUCCGAAAAUGUCGUUUUUUUAAGGAAAAAUUUCGUCAAAUGGAGCUUCAAAAUAGAAAAUAGAAAACAAUUUCAAAACACUUCUCUGAAGAAAUACCAUUUAAACGUUAAAAAAAACAGAUACAUAAUAGCUUAUGCGAGAAAAGUUAUCACUCAAAAUGACAUUUAAUAACAAUGAACGCAUAGCUGUGUGUUCACAGCAGUUCAGACCUACAGGGACCCGUCCGGUUUGCACUGCGCCGUCUUCGCUGGCCAUACUAGACCAUUUUUGAUCAUUUUUUCUGUUUAUUAAAAUAAACAAGGCUAUUUCCAACGUUAAUAGAUGAAACAUUACAGAAAAAUCUUUCUACUUACUAAAUAUUUAGUUUGGGGAAUGUGUAUUUAAAUACACAUUCCCCAAAUUAGGCCAUUUUUUAAGGCGUAGGCUCAUAAGCUCUUUUAUUCAUUUUUCAUGCGUUACUUCUCAUAAUGAUGCUUAGUUUAACAUAAAAUUCGAAGCAUAAAAACUCAACUAUAUCCAUUUCUAAAUUUAAAUAUGGUUCUUCAAAAAAUCGCACAAAUGUGCUCGAAACCGGUUUUAAAAGUGAGAAUGCAUACUAAUAAGUAUUAUAAAAAAAUACCAACUAACUAUUUUUAAAAAGGUUUUUCCCAAUCAAAAGGUUAAAAUAAGAGCCAGAAACCCAGCGCGUCCCCCCACCAGUGCCUCAGUGAGAAAUUAUUCAAAAAUUGCAAGUUGUUCGAGAAUCCGCUUAAGAAAGCUCUUGAAGUUAUCAAUAGGUCAUGUUUGCAGAAAAUUUCCUGUGCUAUUUUUUUCUUUUUCGUUCUCGUUUCCUAGAACCUUUUUUGACUUUUUCUUCUUUUAUAUGUAGGAUUUUUCUUUUCAUGGAGUUCUAAACGUUGAUGACGUGUUCAAAGCGAUUCCGCAAAACUCAAAAUAGCCAUCAGAGAGCGAAAAGGAUAACUCAAUUUUGGAGAGUCAGAGAUAAUUUUUGCAUUUCACGGAAAAUACUUUAAAUACCGAAUUAUUGAUGUCAUUUUGUUUUUUUGAAUUAUUAAUAAAUUAUUGAUGUCAUUUUUUUCAGAAGCAUAUGCUCAAUCUGAAAAUUUAUUUUUUUCAAUAACUUUAUUGAUAAACGUUGUGAACGGCGAACUUUUUAUCUAUCGGCACAGGUUCGCCAUCACAUUCAUUAAAAGGAUUUUCAAUUUUUAUUUUAGGAGCUGCUGUUCUUCUCUCAGGAGGAAUUUUUUGGAAACUUAAAGACAAUAUAAAAUGCCAUCUCUACGAAUGUUGCGACGAUUUUGAGUUUGACGCAUCUGGUUAGUUUGAGAAUUGUCAUGUUUUCACACUUGUUUUAAGGUUUGGAUCAUGAUCUAUCCGACUUGGUUUUUGGACAACAUUUGGUGAAAGAUGUUGUUGUGAAUGCCAUGAGAUCUCAUUGGAGUAACAAGAACCCCAAGAAACCGCUCGUGAUGUCGUUCCAUGGGUACACGGGUUCUGGCAAGAACUACGUUGCUGAAAUUAUUGCAAACAACACUUUCAAGUGAGCUUUUCUGGAUAGCGAAAAACAAUAGCCCAAGGAGCGGCAUUCGGAGUUCCUUUGUAAAUCACAUUGUGGCCACUUCCGAGUUUCCGGAUCGUAAGCUCAUAUCUAAAUAUCAGGUUUUUUUUCAUACUACUUCUUGUCAUCCUUGUUUUCAAAAGCUUCCAUUCUAAUUUGUGUACAGGUUGAAUUACGAGAAAGAAUUCUCUCUUCGGCAAAGAAAUGUGGACGCUCGAUUUUUCAUUUUUCGAUGAAGUCGACAAGCUACCGGAAAAACUUAUUAAGUAUAUAUUUUUGUUUUUUUCAUUCAUGUUUAGCUGUGAUAAAGCCUUUCUUGGACUAUUAUAAUAAUGUGCACGGCGUGGAUUUCCGUCGCUGCGUCUUCUUAUUUUUAAGGUUGAAAAGUGUGAAGAAAGUUCGAAACUUUUGAACUGCAGCAAUCGGGCCGGCGCCGCCAUCGCGGACCAUACAGUUCGGCACGCCGAACACGGCCUUCUUCGUGAAGCCCUGAAAAUGGAAGACUUCGAAAGGGUCGUUAUGGAACACGCUUUUAAUGAACCGGGUCAGUUCACUUUUUCUUUGAAUUUUUACUUUAACAACUAAAUAAAUUAUUGAUUGAAGAGAGGAGAAUUGGAUAAAUUAUGAUAUCUUUGCUCAACGUUUUUUUGUCAUAUUAAUCAAAACUUUUUUUAAAAUUUCUUCUCAAGAUUCGAGUAUAUCUGAAUGAUUCAUCGGUUUAGUUGCAGGCGGUCUGAAGAUGAGCGAGUUGAUUUCUAAUCACCUAAUCGACCACUUCAUUCCAUUUCUCCCCCUGCAACGCGAACAUGUUAAAAAGUGUGUUGAGGCCCAUUUGGUAUCGUCUGGUCACAGGAAUCUCAUCGACGACGUCGAACUUCUUCAAUCCGUUUUGAACUCUUUACAGGUUUAUUUUGAUUUUUUGAAUUUGUUUUAAGGCGUAGAUGAUUCGCGCAAAAAUGUGUCGCUCAAUUCCCUUUUGUGUGAGACAUUUCGAUCUCCAUUGUCUUUCUGGUGUAUAAUAGUACCCAAAAAACUAAAAAAUUUCUAAGUUGCGAUAGCCUUUUAUUCUCAAAUGUACCAGUUUGAAAAAUUCGUAGAAGACCAUUUGAAAUAAUUCUAUUUGAGUUUCUCAAAAACUUUAUCAAAAAAUGGAAAUCAAGUGACACAUUUUACGCGAAAAAUUAAAUUGGUCUGAGUUACAGUACUUCCCGGAGCACUCGAAAGCUUUUUCUUCUUCUGGAUGCAAGAGAGUCGACGCGAAGACGGACCUCGAACUGAGCAGACGAAGAAUAACUUCAGUCGCCAAUUUACUCGAUUUAGACGACGAACUUUGA